This is a messenger RNA of Paramecium sonneborni, 755 nucleotides long. The record is from the annotation of a GenBank genome assembly. NCBI's taxonomy places the organism in Eukaryota, Ciliophora, Oligohymenophorea, Peniculida, Parameciidae.
UAAUUAUUAUGCAAAGUUCACAAGAGUCAACUUAAAUUAAAUUGGUUGUAGUAGGUGAUGGUAGUGUUGGUAAAACAUGCAUACUUUUAAGGUAAGAAUAAAUAUUAAGAAAAUAGUUACACUACAGAUAAAUUUCCCACAGAAUACGUUCCUACUGUAUUUGAUAACUACACCACUCAAUUAACAGUUGAUAAUUAAAUGAUAAAUUUGAGUUUAUGGGAUACAGCAGGUUAAGAAACAUACAAUAGAUUAAGAACUCUAUCAUAUGGAUCAGCAGAUAUUUUCUUAAUUGUAUUUUCUGUGGUUGAUAGCAGCUCAUUUGAAAAUGCAUAAAAUAAAGUACUAUUAUUAAAUCAUAUAUAAGUGGUUUCCAGAAUUAAAUCAAGACGAAUUAUAAAAAGUCCCGAAAAUAAUUGUUGGUAAUAAAAUAGAUAUGAGAGAUGAUAGCAAUGAUAAACACAUAAAAACAGAAACGGUAAUGAUACAAUUAAUAUCUAAAGGCUAAAUCACUCUUAGGCAAUCAAAAUAUACAAUAUUUUGAAUGUUCUGCUUUAACUUAAGAAGGUUUAAAGCUGGUUUUUGAUGAAGCAGUCAAAUAAGCUUUAAAAGCCAAAUUAUAAUCUAAGGGAGGAGCUAAACCUGCAAAUUAAAACAAGGACAUAAAUAAUGGACCUCAAAAGAAAGAGGAACCAUGUUGUAGCAUUUAUUGAAUUUAUUUACAUAAGUCAUAUAUCAAUUCAAAUUUAAUAUCAGCC